Molecule: messenger RNA, 1560 nt
Organism: Pangasianodon hypophthalmus (striped catfish)
Lineage: Eukaryota; Metazoa; Chordata; Actinopteri; Siluriformes; Pangasiidae
Product: achaete-scute homolog 5
Exons: 2
Coding region: 502-1059 (185 amino acids)
Biological process (GO): developmental process; regulation of transcription by RNA polymerase II
Molecular function (GO): RNA polymerase II transcription regulatory region sequence-specific DNA binding; DNA-binding transcription factor activity, RNA polymerase II-specific; protein dimerization activity
Source: RefSeq, a predicted model, not a curated record
UUUUAACAUCGCUCAGGUGUACGUCUGUUUGUGAGUGUGUGUGAUUGUGUGUGUGAUUGUGUGUGUGUGUAUGAGCAUGUGAGUGUGAGUGGAGAGACAGAGAGACAGUAGAUGUUUGUGAAUCUUGAUGGACUGCAGCAUCUUCUUACACACCUGUACAGUGUCAUGUUUGGAAGAAUGAGAUGAAAGGAGUACACAAAGCUCAUCUACACAACCAUGGAAAGAUGAUGAUUAUAAUGAUGAUGAUGAAGAUGGAGUCACUGUUGCACCUCACUGAAGGCUCCAUCAGCUCUGCUCUGAUAAACACACUGAGUGUGUAGUGAUGAUGAUGAUGAUGAUGAUGAUGAAGAUGAAGAUGAUGUGAGGACUCUUUGUUGUGUUACAGUGGUGCUCAUUGCAUCACAGCUUCCUGUUGAGGUUAAACUCUGUGUAACAGCAGCGUUGCUGCGAGAGCGCGGUUAUUAGCUUUUUAUUUGAUUUGAGAUUCAACCUCAGCGCAUCAUGGACUCUGCUUUCUCUCGCCCGCUCUCUGAGCAUUACUGCCCCUACGGUGUGGUGUCGCCCUCUGCUGGUCACUCUCUGAAGCGCGCUCACGCGCAGUUCCACCCGGCGCAUCUCCGCCACGCGCUCCCGCUGCUCAUCUACCCGCGCACCACAGAGCCACGCCUCUAUGACGCCUCCUAUCCUGGUGCUGGCGCGCCGCUCGUGCCGUACCUCGGUCCGUACCACGGGCGCUUCGGCGUGUACGAGUGCGCGCUCGAGCCCGCCUUCAUUCAGAAGCGUAACGAGAGAGAGCGGCAGCGUGUGAAAUGCGUCAAUCAGGGCUACGCCAAACUGCGCGAGCACCUUCCCGGAGCCGCCGCAGACAAGCGCAUGAGCAAAGUGGAGACGCUACGAGCGGCCAUACGCUACAUCAAGCAUCUGCAGCGGCUCGUGGAGGAGCGUGAGGAUCCAGUGGAGGAUGUGCACACCGAGGAGGAACACAGUCCACGUGAGAUCUCCAUCACUUCCUCUCCUGCACACGGCCAUGACGCGUCUCAGGACUCUUCUGGAACCUGAGCAGAACCAGCAGGAUAAAAAUCAACUGUCAGCUGCGCGGCUGCACCCUGCAUUCUCACACUACACACUACACACUACACACUACACACUAUGUACUAGACUUUGAUGGCUCCGCCCCUUUUAUAUAAAAGUGUCCCGUGUUCCUCACCGCACUGUUGAGUGUGUGUAGUAUUGGAGUGUUAAUGGUGCACUACAUCACGCUGAGUGUCCUGAUGUAACACAAAAGCAGCUCGUGCUCUCCAGGAGUAAAUAUAACACACAGUGUGUGACAGCUGGAGCUCACACACACCCACUGCGCAGGAACUUCACUCCAUGCUGUGAAACACUGGAACAGGAAUGUAGUGUUUCAUCUGUAGUAAAUCUUAAUGAAUGUUUUAAUUAAACUCUUCUCUUUAGCUGAAGAUCAGUGACACGAUCGAUCACAAUGUUCAACAUGUCAUUAAUGUCGUUACACACUGCCCUGAGCUGCCACCACGCCUGGAAAACGUGUGUGUGUGUGUG